Messenger RNA from Colletotrichum orchidophilum, 1632 nucleotides. RefSeq names its product major facilitator superfamily transporter. Gene Ontology annotation, cellular component: membrane. The record is from RefSeq and is a predicted model, not a curated record. Bases 1 to 1632 code for a protein of 543 amino acids. NCBI's taxonomy places the organism in Eukaryota, Fungi, Ascomycota, Sordariomycetes, Glomerellales, Glomerellaceae. Gene Ontology annotation, biological process: transmembrane transport. The transcript has 5 exons. Gene Ontology annotation, molecular function: transmembrane transporter activity.
AUGGAGCCUCCAGCAUGGAGGUUCAUUUUCUCUCGAGCCUUGAAGGCGUGGCUCGAACCCGUCAACAUCUCAAUCUUCACCAUGUCUUCCACUGAGAAAGAAGUGCCCCACGGCACCCACUUCGAGGGCACUGAAGACCACGCCAUCAGUGCUGCUCCCGUCCAUGACAGCAUUCACAACGCAGCUGGAAAGGGUCAACUUGCAACUGACAAAUAUGGUCACUCCCUCGUCGAGUUUGACCCCGUAGCUGUGCGAAAGCUUCGGUGGAAGCUCGACUUGCACACAAUUCCAACCGUGGCAUUAUUGUAUCUCUUCUGCUUCAUCGACCGUGCGAAUAUCGGUAACGCGAGAAUCGCCGGACUCGACAAGGACCUCGAGCUCAAAGGCUACGACUACAACGUGAUCCUCUCCGUCUUCUACAUCUCGUACAUCCUCUUCGAGAUCCCAGCCACAAUCGCAUGCAAAUGGAUGGGGCCCGGCUGGUUUCUGCCCGUCACCACCCUCUUCUUCGGCAUCGUCUCCAUCUGCACCGCCUUCGUCCAGGACAAGGCCGCCAUCUGCGGCGUGCGCUUCCUCCUCGGCAUUUUCGAGGCCGGCAUGCUCCCCGGAAUCGCCUACUACCUCUCGCGAUGGUAUCAGCGCGCCGAGCUGACCUUCCGGCUGUCCCUGUACAUGGUCAUGGCCCCGCUCGCCGGGGCCUUUGGCGGCCUGCUCGCCUCGGCGAUCCUCACCCUCGACUCCUUCGGUAGUCUGCACCACUGGCGCAUGAUCUUUGCUAUCGAGGGCAUCGUCACCAUCGUUCUGGCUCUCAUAUCCUUCUUCACUCUCACAGACCGGCCCGAGACGGCGCGGUGGUUGACGCAGGAGGAGAAGGACCUCUGCAUCGCCCGCGUCAAGUCGGAGCGCGUGGGCGCCACCGAGGUGAUUGACAAGAUUGACAAGACGAAGCUCAAGCGCGGCAUGCUCAACCCCGUCACCCUCGAGAUCGCCGUCAUCUUCCUCUUCAACAACAUCACGGUGCAGGGGCUGGCCUUCUUCCUCCCGACCAUCGUCAGCAACAUCUACCCGACCUUCACGACGAUCCAAAAGCAGCUGUACAGCGUGCCGCCCUACGUUGUCGGGGCGGUCUUUACCCUUGCCUUCCCCGGGUUGAGUUGGUACCUCGAUAGGCGGCAGCUGCUCAUCGCUUUGAGCGCGCCGAUGGUCAUGGCGGGGUACAUCAUGUUCCUCGCGUCAAAGGUCGCUCGCGUCCGAUACGGGGCGACUUUCCUCAUCGCCAGCUCUGCCAUGGUUUUGGGCCCCAUGUCCAACGCCCACAUCAGCGCCAACGUCGUCAGCGAUACGGCCCGUAGCAGCGCCAUUGGUCUUAACGUCAUGUUCGGCAACGUGGGCGGCCUUAUAUCGACAUGGUCGUACCUCAGCUGGGACGCGCCCGACUUCCACAUCGGCAACGGCCUCAACCUCGGCACGUCGAGCAUGAUUUUCAUCCUGGCGACUGCCGCGUGGUUCUGGAUGAAAGCGGAUAACAAGCGCCGCGAUGAUCGGAGUAUCGAAGAGGAGCUUGCGGGGUACACCGAGCAGGAGAUUCGGGAUUUGGAUUGGAAGCACCCUGCUUUUCGGUGGAGGACCUAA